Aspergillus versicolor CBS 583.65 is the source of this 1866-nucleotide messenger RNA. RefSeq lists its product as uncharacterized. The transcript is spliced from 3 exons. The coding region runs from base 1 to 1866 and encodes 621 amino acids. The record is from RefSeq and is a predicted model, not a curated record. NCBI's taxonomy places the organism in Eukaryota, Fungi, Ascomycota, Eurotiomycetes, Eurotiales, Aspergillaceae. Gene Ontology annotation, molecular function: guanyl-nucleotide exchange factor activity.
AUGGAUCCGCUCUCUAUAUCAGCAAGCGUAGCCGGUCUCACAGCAAGCUGCGUGCAAACCGCCAAAGCCCUGCACGACCUGAAGGAUAAAUUCGACAAUGCAAACCUUACCAUCUCCGCAAUAUGCACCGAAACAACACUCAUCUCUGCAUCCAUGACCCAUAUCCAGAGUCAUCUGCUGCGAGACCCGAAGUCUGUGUCGGAUAAGCUGCAUAGCCAGCCUAGUCUCGAAUCGACCCUAGACCAGGCCCUCACAGGAUGCUAUCUGGUGUUCGAUGUGCUGCAAAGCGAAGUCUCGAAGCUGACGGAAUCAGCACUGCCGGAGACUUCGAUAGACCUGCGCUUUACUGCGAAAGUGCGGUAUAUGUGGAGCGAAAGCACAAUGAAGGAUAUCCUGAACCAGAUGCGCGGCCUGCAGACGGCACUUACCUUGCUGCUGCAGUUAUUAGGAGUUGACACGAUAGCUGAGCUCAAGCAAAUGAUGGACCAGAACAUGACGAUUCUCGGUGAAGUAGCCCAGCAUACGUCGCGCAUCUCUUCGUCUGCCAACAAGGCCCCGCGAGCACCGAGGUCUAUCUAUGACAUGUCCUUUAAAACUUUCAGCAUUUCGGACGGUGGGUCCUCGCUGUAUAGCUCCAAGUUGUUUGAAUUCGAUGACGAGGUCGUCAACUCGGCUGUGUAUCGCCAGACUCUGGCAAAGGCAUAUGCCCGGGAGAGAACGAAUCAAGAAAACACGAAGGCAGGUGAGGUCUCUGAAGGGGCAAAUGGACAGACAACGUCAGGAGCGUCGACCCCAAUCCCUGCUAAGCUAGCUAAUGGAGAAGACGAGGGAAAGAGAACUACGGCUAGCCUCAGUAUGUUCACAACUGAUCCAUUGAAGGAAUUCCUGCACAGCGGCGACAACGUUGCAUGGGGAGAUUGGUGGGCGCUCAAGCCAGAGGACCUGGCUCCUGUCCCCAACAACGAAGUCAACCGCCAGAACGUCCUCCACGAGAUAGUAACGACAGAGGAGUCAUUUCUCAGGUCUACCCAGGUUAUGUAUUAUCUUUACUACCAUCGCCUUGCACUCCACCCGACCACGAUUGUAUCCAGCGGGUCAAACCAGGAGUUCGCCGAAAAAUACUUUGGCUUCCACGAGCGGUUUUAUCGUUUGCAUAAGACAUUCUUAUACGACCCGCUGGUUGAGAGGCAAAAGGCAGAGGGGCCGUGGGUUUCUAACUAUGCUGAUAUCUUUCGAGAAUGGCUUCUCGAAGCCACUCCAAUCUACCUGAAAUUCAGUGCCCUCUAUCCACGCCUGCACUCUGCAGUCCAAACUGAAGCUUCUGAUGCGAGCUUCGCUACAUUCCUAACCCAGUCAAUGGAUCACAAAGCCAGCGUACGACUCGCGUGGUCGACAUACAUGAAAGCCCCGAUAACUCGCAUCCAAAGAUACACGCUGCUCCUCCGCGUCGUCCUGAGAAGCAGCGACCCAGACAAUGAGCGCCACGGGUACGACGCCACGGAGGAGGCAAUCAAUGAUAUCAGGGAGCUUGUCCAGAAGUGCGAGACCGAGAUCGCCAAAGCCGAGAACAACGUGCGAGUGAACAGAUUGAGCGCGCAGCUGGGGCCUACACUCAGCAACAAUGUUAUCUCGCUCUCGCCCGAUACAAGCAUCCUGUUCGACGAGUUCCUGGGGCAGCGAAAACGUGGACUUAGUCGAGAUUCUCUGUUCAGACUUGUUGUUAUCGCUUCUCCCCAUAUUCUCCCCCGUUUACUUGUUCUAUAUCCUCUCCCCCAGUCGAAGCACAGUACCGAUGGCGCAGGAUCGUACGGGUUGGCGAAGCAGGUCAGUCGGGAUUAUAAAGCGCUACCAGUGACGUUCAGCUAA